This is a messenger RNA of Pectinophora gossypiella (pink bollworm), 1165 nucleotides long. RefSeq names its product osteopetrosis-associated transmembrane protein 1. NCBI's taxonomy places the organism in Eukaryota, Metazoa, Arthropoda, Insecta, Lepidoptera, Gelechiidae. Gene Ontology annotation, cellular component: cytosol. The record is from RefSeq and is a predicted model, not a curated record. The transcript is spliced from 5 exons. Bases 205 to 1053 code for a protein of 282 amino acids.
AAUUCGUUCUGUAAAGCAGGUGUUUUUAAGGUGUUUACUAAAAAUUAAAUUUGCGUUAAAUUCUUCCUUAAUUAUUUAUCUUUCUUUACUCGAAUGCUGAAGAAAUUAUUGUGGAACAAAGAUUUUAGAAACUUAGGCCUAAAAUAAUUUUGAUGUCGUUUUUAUAGUUACUUGUAUUGUUUAAAUAUUUGAAGUCUUAUCAUUAUGAAAUACUACAUCUUGUUGUUACUUUGUUUCGGGUUCACCGUUUUAAAAGCUGACACUUCGUUAGCAGAUGUAUACUUUGGUCUUACAUACAAUGGAGAGGGCUAUCUUUAUCCAUUUCCUGAGCAAUGCACCAGACUUUUGGAUGAGUUUGCCGAUUAUGCUUCAAAUUUUACCAAGUGUUCAAUAAAGCAUGCAAGACCAAUAAGACUUUGUGAAAGAUGUAUUGAUCAAUAUGUGGAGUUUGAUGCAAAGUAUCAAGAAUUGUUGACCACUGUUGUAAAUGGAACUUCCUGUAGAACAAUAUUUAUUUCUCAUGAUAGACUUGAUGCUGUUUUGGACUAUCAUGACAACAUAUUGAGUGUUUGGAAUAAGGGAAAUUGUAAAACAUGUUUUGAUUGGUCCAGCACUACACCUCAGUUAUUAAAUAGUACAAAUCGCUUCAAUAAAAUGUUUAAUGACACAUUGGGAUGUAUCUCUGACAAUUUGAACCAAUAUGGCAAUAAUUCAGAAGAAGUCUGCCAAAAAUGCAUGCAGACUUAUAUACAGUUGGAUGAAUAUUACAAAUCUUUGAGUGUUGAUGCUAUUGGAGUUGAUAGUAUAUGUAUGGAUAUUGUUGAUUCUAUGAACACUACAAGAUCCAUUUGGAGCAAAAGUUUAAAUUGCUGUCAAUUGAGGAAAACACCAGAAUUAAUAUUUUUAUGCUGCACUGGGAUCAUAUCUUUGCUUCCUAUAUUGUUCUACUUGGGUGUGAGGUUUUGUGGCCCCAUUAGAGAUUUGCCUAAAGUUUUAAGGCAAUCAAGAUUCAAGCAAUCUAUUUUACAAUCAGUAGAUGGCCGAAUUAACUAGGAUAUUGAAGAAAAUAUAGAGGAUUUAUAAUCUAAAUAAUAAGGAAAGAAGUUAACUCUUUUUUACAACUUUAUUUUACUAUUGACCAAAGAAAUAAAAUGCAUAUUUUAAC